AUGAGCUGGCCAAUGCGACCGGGAGGCGAUGCUGCAGCACCACAGUGUGGUGCUGUGGGAUGUGGUGCUGUGGGAUGUGGCGCAGUGGGAUGUGAUGCUGUGGGAUGUGUCGCUCUCCGGUGGGAGCUCUCGGAGGGCGGAGCGUUACCAGGGUGGCGGGAAAGUCCCAUCUUCUUUGCCCCGACCUACAAGUACGCAGUGGGCAGCAACCGCGGCAGCAUGAGCAGUAGCGUGGGGGGGUAUGUGAGUGAUGCGCUGGGGCUGGUGUCGUACUCGUGCGCGGAGCUGGCCUUGUCGGACCAUCGGCCCGUGGCGGCGGUGUUUGCCGUGCAGGUGGAGGCGGUGGAGAGGGAGAGGCUUGAUGCUGCUGUUGCUGUGGCGUGCCGGCAGUUGGAUGAAAGGCAGCAGCUGGCCAUCCCGCAUUGCAAGUGCACAGUGGUGCUGGUGGCGACAGUGUGCCUGUCAACCAUCGCACCAUUGCACAAUCUCGCCAUCAUGCUCACCCUGCUUGCUGCUCCCCCUCCCAUCCCUCACCCAUAUCCUUCCUCUAUAGUUUCACAAUCUCGGCACGGUCCUCGCGCGCUUCUCAACCUCUCAGCCACAUCCCCCUCACCCCCUCUUUCCCCCCUCCCCUCCCACCACCAGGUGCCCUACGCAUCUGUCAUCCGUCGCACCAUUGAACUACACAAUCUCGGCACGGUCCCCGCGCGCUUCUCCGUGGCCCUGGCAGGCAGCUCCUACGCCCCCCGUAACCCCUCGCUUCCCUUCCUUUCAACCCCCCACCAGGUGCCCUACGCGUCUGUAAUCCGGCAAACCAUCGAGCUGCACAAUCUCGGCACGCUCCCCGCGCGCUUCUCCGUGGCCCCGGCAGGCAGCACCGACACCGCUGCCCCCGGCCCUGCAGGGGGGUGCGGGGCAUGGGUGGUGGCGGAACCAGCAGCAGGGGCAGUGGCGCCAGGGCACACGGUGACUCUCAGCCUGCACACCUGGGUGGUUGUGCCGGGCAGGAGGGUGGAUCUGCUGGUGGAUCGCGGCGGGUUGCUGGAUUUGAUUCUGGUGGUCGCAAUUGCGGGCGGCCGGGACCUAUUUGUGGCAUGCUCUGGGAGCUACGUGCCGUCCUGCUGGGGCCUGCGAGAACGGCAUCUGGAGGCACUGGCAGGUCUGAAGGACCCCAUCCGCUCGCUCUCUCUCGACGCAAUCGCCACACGCCAGCGAUCUUCCCUCCACCACACCCGACCUACACCUGCUGCCGCUGCGGCUGGUAGCAUCCCAGAAGCAUCCGAAACCGACCCUGACAAUGACAAUGACUCCGCUGCUGUAGCUGGGGAGGAAGAUCGGCCGUUAGGAGCAGCGGCACGAGCAGCAGCAGGAGCAGCAGGAAACCCAUCCCAUGCAUCAGACGCAUUUGAGGUGCCCAAGGAGGUGGCGCGCAUGCUCACCUUUCUGCUGGACUCCGACCAUGACAUCUCAUCCGCCUUUGACCCCAUCGCUCUCGGCAUCGACCUUUCUCUCGACCAGGAAGACAGCACUGAGUCGACACAGUUCCUAGCGGACAAGGCAGCAACACUGGGUGCAGUAGCUCAGGAGCUGCAAAUUGCACCCACCCGUCUCGCACUUGACACUGGCACACCGUUCCCCACCGAAACCUCCCCCCUCACCAUGGCUCGUGCACUUGUGUCUUUCCUCUUAGCCCUCCCCGAGCCUAUUAUUCCGCCAAGCGUGGGGGAGGACGUGGCGCGCAGGGAGGGGUGGGCACGGGGGUCUGCAGCUACGCUGCUGGCGGAGCGGUUGGGUGCGGUGCAGCUGGGUAUGGUGGACUCGCUGCUGGCGCUGAUCCAGGCGCUGCUGCGGAACCGCAUUGCGAACCGACUUGCCAUUCAUGAGCUGGUUGCCAUCUUGGCCUACUGCCACUUUGGGCCUGUGCCGGCGUUCACAAAUGACGACAUGGGGAUUGCGACCGCCACGGAUGCAGUGAGGAUUGUGAAGAGACGGAGAAGAUUCAUGCGCCUGCUGAUUGAGGAUACUUGGCUCCGUUCCAAGUGA
This is a messenger RNA of Closterium sp. Yama58-4, 2043 nucleotides long. NCBI's taxonomy places the organism in Eukaryota, Viridiplantae, Streptophyta, Zygnematophyceae, Desmidiales, Closteriaceae. The record is from the annotation of a GenBank genome assembly.